Molecule: messenger RNA, 656 nt
Organism: Linum trigynum
Lineage: Eukaryota; Viridiplantae; Streptophyta; Magnoliopsida; Malpighiales; Linaceae
Source: the annotation of a GenBank genome assembly
GAGGUCCCCACCAACCAUGUCUUCCCUCCCCUCUCAGCUCAGGGGAACCCAGUCUUAUACGAAUCCACCACCGAGUAAUCAUUCUUUGGCGAUUCACUAUGAUGUGUCGUUCCUUAGCGACUCCCAGCCGGCGGCAUGUGGUGUUGUGGUUGUUAACCACGAUGGACAAGUGUGUGAUGGGCGAGCUGAGGAUCUCCUUUGUUCCACCCCGAUUGAAGCAGAAACUAAGGCCCUUCUUGAAGGAGUGAAAUUAGCUCAAGAAUAUGGAUCCGAGUGUACGGUCCAAUUCGACUGUCAGGUGCUGGUUAAAGCUUUGAAUCAUGAUCAUUCUUGAUGGCCAUGGAUUGGUUCGAUUGUUUCUAUCCUCAGGACAACCCUUCUCAUUAGAAUCAAAGAAGUGCUCAGGGCACUUAAUGUCAGAGCAGAUUGGGUUGCAAGAUCAAAAGCGAGAGCAUUGCUUAUGAUUGGAUUAAUAUUCUUGACCUCAUUUCUCAUUUUCUUUAGAAUUGUAAUCGGGUUUCUCGUCUUUCAUUUGUUUGGUGGAAUCAAAGUUGGGAAUCAUUGUAAAAAAAAGGAUAAGAGUAGUGAAAUCUUUAUCGGUAUUGACCCUAAAGCAAUCGAUUGUACUCAAAUUUCAAUGAAUAAAACUCUAACAA